UGUCGUAUCUCCUUUAAUUUUUUCUGAGGAUUCUUUGCCGGAUUCACGCGAUCAUCCUUUCUUUCUUGACAAUACUUCAAACGUAGAUGUGUUUAGCAUACUGCGCCAGGGGUUCGAGUGUGAAAUACCUUGGCAUGGCCGUGAAUUGUCUCGAGCUCACUGGUGUCUGAGAGCCACCAAACGAGCUUAUCAUAACAGAUUACGACGCAAUAAUAUAUUCAAUCUGAUUUCCAUGGUCCAAAAAGGGCAGACUUACUUCUUUGAUUGCAUACAAGUUUCUCCUUCUCGGAGAAAACUCAUUCAAGUUGCGGAAUUCCUGACAGGAAUACUAAUUCUCUGUAGGCUUGUGAUGCCAACGAUGGUGCUUCUUUUCUUUCUGGCUUACAAUCUAUGGUGCAUGCUAGAGAAGGUGGAUAACGUCGAGAAGUUUCUUCCUAAUCAGCAGAGUCUAACACCCAAGAGGUUUGCCUAUGCCGACAUCAUUGCGAUCACAAAUCAUUUUAGAUACAAGUUGGGGCAGGGAGGUUUUGGAUCAGUGUUCAAAGGGGAGCUCCCUGGUGGUGUUUUAGUAGCCGUUAAAUUGUUGGGCAACUCCAAGUGCAACGGUGAUGAAUUCAUCAACGAAGUAUCCACCAUAGGAAGGAUUCAUCAUGUCAAUGUGGUGAGGCUGGUUGGAUUUUGCUCGGAUGGAUCGAAAAGGGCGCUCAUCUACGAGUACAUGCCCAAUGGCUCACUGGAUAAGUAUAUUUUCAAUCAAAACCACAUCUUUACCUCUGAAAAACUCAUAGAUAUUGCCAUCAACAUCGCUCGAGGCAUUGAUUACCUGCAUCAAGGGUGCGACAUGCAAAUUCUCCACUUCGACAUCAAGCCACACAACAUUCUCCUGGACCAUAAUUUCACCCCCAAGAUUUCUGAUUUUGGACUCGCAAAGUUGUAUCCAAAGCAUAAUAAUAUCGUUUCAGUAAGUGCUGCAAGGGAGACAAUAGGAUACAUAGCACCCGAGGUAAUAUCUAGGAGUUUUGGAACUAUAUCAUAUAAAUCAGAUGUGUAUAGUUUUGGAAUGCUAUUGAUGGAGAUGGCCGGAAGGAGGAGGAAUGUGAACCCCCUUGCUGAGAAUUCUAGCCAAGUCUAUUAUCCCUCUUGGAUUUUCGAUAAGUUGAUGAGUCUAGACGAAAACAAUGUACUCCAACUUAGUAGCAGCUUUGAGAUAGAGGACUCAGAAAAGAGGCUAUCAAUUGUUGGAUUGUGGUGCAUCCAAAUGAGGCCAUCAAACCGCCCUACAAUGGCAAGAAUCCUAGAGAUGCUGGAAGCCGAUGUGGAGACUCUGCCUCUGCCCCCGAAGCCAUUUUUCUCUUCCACAAAUGAAAAUUUUGAAAGAGAGACAGGUUUGGAUUCAUUGAAUUCCUCUGAGCUUUUAAUUAUUUCAGAGUGAAAGAAAUGUUCGUUAGAAAUAUAUAUACUUAAAUUCUGGAUGUGAGGAUAUUAUAUAUAUAGUUAAACGGAUGAGAUUUCUCAUUUUGAAACAACGUCUUCAAAUAUGAGAUUAUUUUAGUACUUUUUGUACUGAGGCAAUAGUUUAAUGCAUGUCGAUUGAAGAAAUUAAAUGAAGUCUAAAACAGUUUGAGAAGAAAGUUGAGAGUAAAAUGUUGUAGUAUAAAAUGAAAUUAUAAUUAUUUUGUUAUGUAAA
Messenger RNA from Zingiber officinale, 1687 nucleotides. RefSeq names its product rust resistance kinase Lr10-like. The record is from RefSeq and is a predicted model, not a curated record. NCBI's taxonomy places the organism in Eukaryota, Viridiplantae, Streptophyta, Magnoliopsida, Zingiberales, Zingiberaceae. Gene Ontology annotation, molecular function: ATP binding; protein kinase activity. The coding region runs from base 233 to 1432 and encodes 399 amino acids. Gene Ontology annotation, biological process: protein phosphorylation. The transcript has 3 exons.